This is a messenger RNA of Lactuca saligna, 1608 nucleotides long. NCBI's taxonomy places the organism in Eukaryota, Viridiplantae, Streptophyta, Magnoliopsida, Asterales, Asteraceae. The record is from the annotation of a GenBank genome assembly.
AUGGAUUAUCUAACCAUUUUUGUCGUACUUUCUUUCUUUUUAACAUUCAUCUAUGCGUUCAUCAUCUCUUGUCGCCGCACGUCGCGGCUUCCACCGGGACCCUACCCUUAUCCGAUAAUCGGAAACCUUUUAGAACUUGGCGACAAACCCCACUACUCCCUCGCAACGCUCUCUAAAUGUUAUGGCCCUUUAAUGUCUCUUAAACUUGGAAGCGUAACAACCAUGGUAGUUUCAUCGCCUCAUAUCGCCAAAGAAGUCUUUCAAACAUAUGACCAAUCCUCCUCUAGCAGAGUCAUCCCGGAUGCAGCCAGACUGGUUGACCACCAUAAAUAUUCGAUGGUGUGGCUGCCGGCCGGAGAUCAGUGGCGAAGGCUAAAAAGAAUUACCAGAGAAUCUAUGUUCACCAUGCAACGCCUAGAUGCUAGCGAGAUCGUACGCCAGGAGAAGGUACAAGAACUUCUUGAACAUGUUAGUCAGUAUUGUUCAAAUAAAAAGGCCCUAAACAUAGUGUCCUCCCAAGGAUUCAAGGAUGCUGUAUGUGGCUUGAUGGAACUUUCUGGGAACCCAAAUAUAUCGGAUUUUUUUCCCAUACUUAAACCAUUCGAUCUACAAGGGUUUCUACGACGAUCAAAUGUUUAUGGCAAGAAGUUAUUGUCUAUUUUUGAUAUGAUCAUCGAUGAACGAACCCAAGAAAGAUCCAGUUCAUCGUAUGAUGGUGAUCAUUCAUCGAAAAGCCGCGAUUUGUUGGACUUGCUGCUGGAUCUUAGCAUGAAAGAUGAAUCUGAAAUUAGUCCUAAUGAUAUGAGACACUUGUUCUUGGAUUUAUUUGUUGCCGGAACCGAUACAACCUCAACCACGUUGGAAUGGGCGAUGGCUGAGCUGAUUCGUAACCCACAUAAAAUGGAAAAGGCUCGAUCAGAGCUCACUAAAUUCAUGCAAAACAACAACAAGAAUAUACACGAACAUGAUAUAUCUAAACUCCCUUAUCUACAAGCUAUUAUAAAAGAAACUCUCCGGCUACAUCCUCCGGCCCCACUUCUUCUCCCUCACCGAGCCAUGCUUGACCUAGAAAUCCAAGGUUUCAUUGUACCUAAAAAUGCACAAAUCCUUUGUAAUGUUUGGGCGAUGGGCCGAGACCCGAGUAUUUGGUCAGACCCAGAGACGUUCAUACCUGAGAGGUUUUUGGAAGUCAAGAUCGACUAUAAAGGACAGGAUUUCAUGCUAAUUCCAUUUGGUGCUGGGAGGAGGAUUUGUCCGGCAUUGAAUUCUGCUCAUAGAAUGUUGCACAUAGUCUUGGGCUCUUUGAUUCAGAAGUUUGACUGGAAGCUAGAAGGAAAUAUAAGAACACGAGAUAUGGAUAUGGGAGAGAGGUUUGGAAUCUCGUUGUCCAAAAAGGUACCACUCAUGGCCAUUCCAAUCAAACUUUAAAUGUGUUAUCUAUCAUCUUGCUAUUGGAAGGAUAAAUGUUGUAAUUAAAAGUUCUUAGGUUUAAUAUUUAAACUCUUUUUUAGUUGAUUUUAGAUAUCAAACGAAGCUAUUGUACGUAUCAGUAAUGUUUGCAGGAUUAUAUGUUCAAAUAAUAAAAUGUUCCUAUGAUAUAUUUGAUCA